This is a messenger RNA of Haplochromis burtoni (Burton's mouthbrooder), 478 nucleotides long. Its product is annotated as myosin-7. The transcript is spliced from 5 exons. NCBI's taxonomy places the organism in Eukaryota, Metazoa, Chordata, Actinopteri, Cichliformes, Cichlidae. The record is from RefSeq and is a predicted model, not a curated record. The annotation marks the transcript as partial. Gene Ontology annotation, cellular component: myosin complex.
AAGCUCGAGGCCAGGAUCAGAGAAUUGGAGAGUGAAGUUGAAGUUGAACAAAGGAAAUCAAGUGAUGCCGUCAAGGGAAUACGAAAAUAUGAGAGACGGAUUAAAGAGCUGACGUAUCAGACAGAAGAGGAUCGUAAGAAUCUUACCCGUCUGCAAGAUCUGGUGGACAAGUUGCAGCUAAAGGUGAAAUCCUACAAGAAAGCUGCUGAGGAAGCUGAGGAACAGGCCAACAGUAAUCUUACCAAGUUCCGCAAACUUCAACAUGAGCUCGAUGAAGCUGAGGAGCGAGCUGACAUUGCCGAGUCCCAGGUCAACAAGCUACGUGUCAAAAGCCGUGACGCAGGGUCAAAGAAAGGUCAUGAUGAGGAGUAAAACACAUGGUCUGAAUCCCUGUUUCUGAGACAUCGGAUGUAUUAGUAACGGUGUCUCCCUAUGCAUGUUGGUUGGUCAGUAGAAUUAAAUGAAUCUGCAUCUGAAA